Messenger RNA from Cyanistes caeruleus (blue tit), 3880 nucleotides. RefSeq names its product sarcospan (gene SSPN). Gene Ontology annotation, cellular component: dystrophin-associated glycoprotein complex; sarcolemma. NCBI's taxonomy places the organism in Eukaryota, Metazoa, Chordata, Aves, Passeriformes, Paridae. The record is from RefSeq and is a predicted model, not a curated record.
UCUCCGGGCUAUAUGUGGCAUUUCGAAGCUCUGACAAUCUGCUUCCAAAUGUUUUCCAUAUUUGUUCAGCCUCCUUGAUUCAAAUACCAGGAACAAGUCAGCCGGCACAAAGCGAAGCUUUGGGGGGCAGAAAGCUCUCGCCCCCUCGGCGUGCGCGCACACACACGUGAAAGCCCCAAAUCCGCCGGCAUGGGGAAGGAGGAGAAGAAAACCCAGCACAGCACGUCCCCAAAUACCCAGAGCCAGACAGGGAAGGCACCCGGAGGGGAGAAAAGCACCGGCUCGACGCAGGAGUCCGCGAUGAAGAAGAAGAAGAAGCAGAAGAAAGCCAAGGGGGAUCCCAAAACGGGCCAGGAGGAGGAAUCCCACACUUGUUGUGGCUGCCGUUUCCCGCUGCUGCUGGCGUUGCUGCAGCUGGCCUUAGGCACCUCUGUAACAGUGCUGGGCUUCCUUAUGGCAGGCAUCAGUUCCUCUCUGCUAGUCAGAGACACUCCAUAUUGGGCUGGGAUAAUUGUCUGUGUGGUGGCCUUAGUGGGAUUUGUUAUGCUUUGUAUUUCGUACCAACCCGAUGAGAAGACAUGUGUGCAGUUCACAGUGAAGCUGCUGUAUUUUCUCCUGAGUGCCCUGGCUCUGGUUGCCUGUGUUUUGGCAGUGGCUUUUUCUGCACACCACUACUUGCAGCUGACCAAGUUCACCUGCGAUGCCAUCCGGGAGUCCUGCCAGUGCAAACUGGACACUGCAGACCCCCUGGGCCGGACCUUCGUGUACCAGGACGCGGCCGACUGUGGCAGCCUGACCAGCAUGCUCAGCCUGUACCUCCUUCUGCAGAUGGCUCUCAACCUGGUGGCAGCCCUGGUGUGCCUCCUGACGUGCUUCGUGGUGUGGAAGCACAGAUACCAGGUUUUCUACGUGGGCGUUCGCUUCCAGCCUCUCGUGGCUGCUGAAGGCCACAGGCAGCAAGUGUAGGGUCUGGGCUGGCAGGGGGUUGUGGCCAGAGAUGGGAACUGCCACCGCAGACACCGCGGAGGGAUGGACGCUUGGAAGGUUUUUGAAGAGGAAAAACGCUCACACGGCUUUAAUGAACAUAUUUUUCAAUCAUUUUAGGAGCAUUUUUCAUGGCUGCUCUUGCAAAAAGGCCUCUUGUGAGGUUAGCUAGAGGUCACAGAGUCCUAAAGAUGCAGCUGUACAAAUGCUCCCCAAAGAGGAUCUUUAAUAGCCAUAGAUAAAAUCAUUGGGAACUCAUCUGCAGGGCUACAACCAUUACAAAAUAGGGUCCAUUUCCCUCUUGCCUUCAGAGAAGCUAUGCCAAUUUCUACCAGAUAAGGAUCUAAUCCAAACUGCUUAAUUAUAUCAGUGGGAACACGCUUCGGGAAUAUAUCAUAUCUUGGUGCUCUGGGUGUAAUCCACACUAACCUGAUGGGAAUUUAACAUUCAGGAAAGUAAUGAGGGAGGUCAAGUCUUCUUCCAUUGUAGGUUGAGACCAACACCAAAGUGAAUAUAUUGAUGGCUGCCAUAUAAAACAUACAUAUAACUUUUCAGAGUGAUUAAUGAUAUGGGCUACCUAACGUAAUUACCAAUAAACAACAAAUAUGAUCGAGUUCACGGAAGGUUCUUUAUCUCGAGCCCUACUUGAGACUCCAGGCAGAUUUCUGAUAUUUGGGAGAAAAGAUCAGUUUAAGGAAUCUUGAGUUUCACUCCUGAAGUAGAGUAUAAAUCACUAGUCUUGUUGAAAACUAUGUCCCUAUUGCUCUAAUUGCUGGCUGACAAACCCAGAUUUUAGCCAGUUCCACCAAUUAUACUCCAAGCACAAAAGGCCAAAUGCAUUUUUGGUGUAACUCCUCUGAAGACAAUCGGCCUUACACACCAGCAGUGGAGUUGGGCCAACAGCCCUGAAAGAUAUAUUCCUGCAACAAUGAAUGUUUUUAAAAUGGGGUGGAGGGAGGGAAGCAAGAAGAGACUGCCAGUCUCCCAAAGACAUCUCUGAUAAUGAUGAGGGCAACAGAGUAAUGAUUUCUUAAUGAGGAUGGAAAAACAAACUGUGUUCAGGCAGUGCUUUUUCACCCUGAAAGUGCAGCUCUAGAAGUGCUUUGCUCUUGUUAUCCUUAUAGCAAGACAACGACGUUGGUUUGUCCCUUGAACUGCCAUUUCCACUUGCGCAGCAUGGACAUCUAAAUUUAGGAGCAGUUCCUAAUUGGCAGCAUUUGGCACUGCCUCCUGAUCCAUAUCUGUGCAAGAGCAAGCCAGCUGGUGCUCACACCCUGCCAUGACGAGGGAUUUCCCGAUCCCAGCCAGAAUGAGGAUGUCUCUGAGGUGGGGUGGAGCAAUCACAUGCCAGAAAAAUUGUGCCAUAAUCAUUAGCUAGGAGGAAGCAAAUGAAAUUUAUAUAAAGCUUCAAAGAAAAAAAACCAGCCAACUUUCUGCAGCAAAAAUAGUCGUCAGAAAGUCAAACACCCAGACUGGCAAAAACCUAGUUGCCUAAGGAGCUCUAAUCCUACCAAAAAAACCCCUGUUUUCCAAAUGGUGAUCACACAUCACCCAGGGGCUAGACUGUCAAGCCUCCAGAGUCAGAAGAUCACAGCGUAGGGAAGUCUCCUGUGGCCCACCUAGAAAGAACACUGCUGGGUGUAGGGGCUGUAGUUUUAGUCAUGGAAAGUGCCUCUGAAGUAGACAUAGCAUCACCAAGGUGCUUUCUGCCAAGGCACAAAGCGAGGAGCUGCGAAACAUGAAGGGUUUUGAGAUCUGCUUCCAAAUGACCUUUCUUACGCACCUAUAAGUAACAACCACUGGUAAGCCUGGCUGCAGGGCACAUUUGCAAGGGUGCCCAUGUCACCACCCAUGUCAAGACCUCAGUCUGCCUCUCAGGCACUUCUGGGGCAAGCUGAGACAGGAGAGGAGCGGGAUGGCAGGCUGGUGAUGUCAGACUCAUCCUUGGGGCCAUCCAUGCAGUUCUGGCAUGAACCAGCCCAUCUCCCACGGCUCCAGUGCUGCCAGCAGUGCUCACAGACCUGUGCCAGGGCCAUCCUGCCCGGAGAUGGGUACACAGGGGUGCCUCUCAACUUGUGGUGUGCUCAGGUUUGUCCCCCAUCCCACACAUGCCUCCAGCUGUGCUCUCUGUGCAAACUCAGGGCAGAGGAUGUACCUUCCUCCUACCUGCACGGCCCUAGGUGCACCUGCCCCUCCCUCCAGCCAAAAAUGUGGGAUUCUCUCUCCACACAGAAAAUAACAAGAAGCAGGAAAAGGAUCAAAGGGAGUCUGAAUGAGAGCUGAGCUUUGGGGCCUCCUCCAACCCUCACCACGGCACAGAAAGAGGAAGGCUCUGCUGGCAGAGCAGGGCAUGCUUCCCCCUUCCAUCCAUCCCAAAUGUGUCUGUUGUUCAGGGGAUAGCAGGGUGCAGCACUGCAGCCCUGGCCCAGCGGCAUUUCCACCCGAGCUGCCCUUUGUCUCUUUAAUGCUGUGACCUCUGCCUCACCCGCACGUCUUCACUCCCUGUCUCCCAUGGCCUCCCAGGUGCUGCCAUGGCCCCAGAGGCUGUGGGAUGGGGCUGGGCUGGCAGUGCCUGGCCUCUGCCUGCUCACCCCGGGCUGAGAUUUGCUGGGGCUGCUCUGGAGCACGGCAGACGCAGCGGGGAUGAUCACAGAGCUGCUGUAAAUGCCUUCGGCGUGCCGGCAGGGAGGAGAAGGGAGGUCUGGAUAACAGAGCCUGCUCCGCUUAACAAGCAGUGAACCUCCGUAUCAGCUCACCCUCCUCUUCCAGCCACGAAUUCGGUUUGCUAAUCAGCACCAUGCAGCUUAACCCUUUGCUCUGGAAGAAAGAGAUAUUCAUCAUAUAUUCUAUUGGUGGUUUAUAUGCUUAAUGAAUAAAUACGGGGCAUUUCCAUCUA